Messenger RNA from Trypanosoma rangeli, 741 nucleotides. RefSeq lists its product as uncharacterized. Lineage: Eukaryota; Euglenozoa; Kinetoplastea; Trypanosomatida; Trypanosomatidae. The record is from RefSeq and is a predicted model, not a curated record. The transcript has a single exon. Bases 1 to 741 code for a protein of 246 amino acids.
AUGUUUCCAUCCUUGCCGAGUGAUGCAGGCACAAGUGGUGAGGAUAGGAGUCGCCUACUGGAGUUUCAGGGCUCAGGGGCGCAGCAGCAGAAGGGCCUGAUGAAGGGCCACGCAAUUUGGACCGCGCUAGAGCUGGAUUACAUCGACAAACUACGGCGGGAGUACCAACGGGUCUUCUCCUGGGCCGCGGUUGCGUUGGCAGCGGACGCCGAUGACGUAGCUGUGGGGUUGCACAUCAUUUCGGCUCUGUUGCGCCUUCAGUGGCAGCUGAUGGCUGAGGAGCGUGUAAGCAUUGCGAGGGCGGUAGCUGCGUCACUGGCAUCAAGGCGGGUUCCGCGUCCUUCACAGGGCGAGCCAUCCCCGUUGCCCUUUUCUUCUUGGAUUUCUGGACACGAGAUUGAGGUUUCCUCCAGGCACUUUCGCUCAUGGUUGUUUGGCAGCCGGAGGCGGCUUGCCCGACGUUUCGUCUCUCAAGGAUCUUUGCGCGGCUGCGAAACUGCCGCCCGCCAGUUUUUGCCUGUGGAAGAACGAGGCUCAGUUGACGGCGGAGGGACCCUCGCUAGUGGAGGGAGACGGGGGUCAUGGCACCGCGCAAAAAUGAGCCUCCCAGAGGUUUUCACGGGGCACCGUUGGCGUUGCCUGUUUCGGCGGCGGACCACAUGGAGCGUGACGGUGGCGAUUGCAGUGCCUUCCGACGGCCGAAUGCCGGCGUUGGCUGUGUCGGCUGCGAUCAGCGCUUGA